Messenger RNA from Oncorhynchus gorbuscha (pink salmon), 3536 nucleotides. Its product is annotated as vesicle-associated membrane protein 8-like. Lineage: Eukaryota; Metazoa; Chordata; Actinopteri; Salmoniformes; Salmonidae. Gene Ontology annotation, cellular component: plasma membrane; SNARE complex. Gene Ontology annotation, biological process: SNARE complex assembly; vesicle-mediated transport; vesicle fusion. Bases 228 to 536 code for a protein of 102 amino acids. The record is from RefSeq and is a predicted model, not a curated record. The transcript has 3 exons. Gene Ontology annotation, molecular function: syntaxin binding; SNAP receptor activity.
AGCAGAAGUAGUUAAUGUGUAACUACAGGGAGGGGCAGCGCUGUGUGGAACCUGUGUCUGUACCUGCCUGUUCGCCUGUGUCUCAAUCUACAGCUGUCUGAAGCAUACUUUACUUGUCGCUUUAUUUUCUAUGCUAGUAAUUUGUCUGGAUAAUACAUCUUUGUGAAACAUUUACCCUCUGAAGUGGAGUAGUUCUUUGUUUUGUGGAUAAAUUAAUUUGUUCUGACAUGGCUGACUACAGUUCUCAACAGCCAGCCUCCUCUAAGAUGGACUCAGUGCAGGGCCAAGUCAAUGAAGUUAAAGUUAUACUCAAAGACAACAUCAACAAAGUACUGGAGAGGGGAGAGAGGUUAGAUGACUUGGUUGACAAGACACAUGACCUACAAGCAACCGCAGACUCCUUUCAGAGGACAUCCACGCGGGUAGCCCGGAAGUACUGGUGGAAGAACGCCAAGAUGAUGAUCAUCAUUGGAGUGAUAGUUCUGAUCAUCCUCAUCCUCAUCAUCCUGUUUGCUACAGGUGUCAUCCCCAGUUAAAUUGCCUCACAGACUCCUACAGUACUACAUUCUCGCUAAAAGGAAUAGGAUGAACCACAAUCACCAACAGUCAUGUUUUGAGGCUCAAGGUGGAUUAUGUAAAGUAUCGUGACAAAAUAUAACAUUUCACAUUAUGACUUCUGUAAAUAAGCAUCCUGGAAUUUGUUUGAUUGUUUUUUAGAUUAUAUCUGUUCAUUUGAUGUUUAAUAACAUACAUCUCAUCAUUUUUGUAGAUACAUUUGAUUGUGUAUUUUUGUCCCAAGAGAAACAUUACAGGUAAGGAGCCUCUUCCCACAGCAUUAGGGUUCAUUGAAUGCUUUAUAUUUGUGCUUAAAGGGGCAAUCUGCAGUUGCUACAUACAUUUUCUGAUUUAUAAGUUAAUGAUUUAUACCCAUUGAUUCUUGAAGAAUUUAACUUAUAAAUGCCUCAUGAGUUUAGUUCAACUGUCGUACCCCACCAGAACCCAAAAUAUGAGCUUGUUUUACUUCAAUGUUUGUAAACAAAGUAAAUGUAAACAAACACUAUAUCCUCAAACCAUGGUUAAAACUACAAAUGCUAUAUCAUGGAUAGUCAGUCAUUACAUCCAUUGCACUGUCUAUGAAUUUGAGUAGUUACAUUUCUCCAACCCCAUCCCUCAACUUUUAACCGAAACAGGGGGGCAGGUCGCUUUGUUAUUGUUUCAACUGCUGAUUUAAUGCUUUAGAAAUUAUGGUCACAAUAGUUCACUUCAUUACAGUAUACAGUUACACUCCACUAGCAAUAUAAUACUGUCCAAGGGUAAAGCUUAAUGUAACAAACAGUUCACACUGUAAAAAAACAAUCCAUUUCAAUUUCAGAUACGUUUUUUUAUUUAAAUGUUUUGAUGAUUUCUGAAUGUUCUAUAUUUCUGUGUACCAUGUCAAAUAUAUAUUAACAAAAUGUUUACUUGUGAUAACUACGAUAAAGGAUGUAGAUUUAUUUAAGGGCCCAUUUGCAUUUGCUUUUGACCGCAAUAUAAAUAAUUUAUUUUCUGGCCCUGACCAAUCCAAUUUUAUUUAUCGAAGACAAAUUUCCACCUCAGGGACAAUUAAGUAUCCUAGUCCUAUUUGGGUUUCAAUAAUGGUAAUUUAUGCCUUAACAAAAAGCAAUUUACAUAGAAUAUUACACACAUUUAACAAAAGGGAUAACACUGAGCGUAAGUGAACAAUCAACUCUUAAAUAUAAUUCUGCAUAUAUUCCUUUCACACAGUGUAACUCAAUACAAGACGAAUAGGAAACUUUUAAAAGCUUUGCAAGAAGAAACAACGAAAUACAACACUGAACAUAAAUUCAAUGUGCGUAGAUCAACUGAAUACUCUGACUGUGUCCUGCCUCAAGCCGUCCAUAAUAAAGGAAACUCUUGACUGAAACCUGUCACUUCGUCUGCCAACGCUCCUUCACAAGAUAUCCUUCAAUCUUCCAUCCUGAAAAAGACAAAACAAGUCAAACUGUUAAUGAUGAAGGUUACUACUAGUAGGGCUACAACUAAAUGUCAAAGGAAUCCCGUCUUUACCAUUUCCAUUAAGAAAACACAAUACAAUAGAUAAAAAUAUGUCUUACAAUUAAGAAUUAAAAACAAGUUAGUCCAUAAGCUAGAAAUCCUGAAGUGUGACAAAUUAAAGAGUUCAAAGCCCAAAUACAAAACCAAUGAGUAAAGCCUUCAAUUGGUCAAAAAGAUACACAUUAAAGAAAGCAUUACAUGCAAAUUUCCAGGAAACGUAGAGAUACUUUGAUACUUUCUCAAAAGGUUAAAAAGAGAAUUUUGUUAGAGGAAAAUUAACGUUUAAAGGAGAAGUUUUCCCACCGCUGUCAGUAACACAAGCAAACAAUACAAGUACAAAAAUAACGCACUUCUCCAACGCAGUAGCAUCCAAGUACAAACCAGGUUUUAGCUCAUGGACUACUGGCUAUUACUGCUACAAGAGCUAAAUAAAGAAAGCAAGAAUUACAGGUAUGAUUAGGAAUGAAAAAGACACUGGAAAGUCCAGAGAAAGCCGUGUCCUUUGAAAAGUAAAUAGUUAUUUUCUCAGUAUCAUGUUGUAAUUUACCAUUACUUGACGGGGGAGUAAGGGCCUGUAAAAAAUGGCAUUAAAAUUACAUAAUUUGUAUUUAAGUUUUACAUUACAAAAAAACACAUUACAGAAAUUAAACAAAUGAAAAUAAAAAAAGUGGACAAAGCCGGACAUGUCCCACUUAGUUUUUAUUUACAAUGCUGAGACAGGAUGUUGGAAGACCAUACCAAAUGGCAGCAUUCGAGAGCGUACGCCUCUCGUACCCGGUCCGCAUUGAGCGGGCCAGAGAGUACCGGGGAGGUCAGCUCAUGGCCUGCAAGGAAGCUCCGCUGGCAGGUACAAACAAGGUAUAUGUCAGAGUUAGGAGACAACAUUAUUAUUUUCUCUCUUUCACUCUCUUUUCCCUUGUAAAUCCUUAACUCUUCGUAUCCAUUUUACUGUAGUAAUAGUAGUACUAUACCUGUUAACUUUACAGUUACAAAAUGGCUCAUAAGAGGCAGCAGAAAUAAUUCACCAAAAAAAGACUGUAGCCUCUAUGUUAAGACUACUGUAAAGCACUUUUCAGGUGCUGUGAAAAACUAUAAAGAGAAAAACAUUAUGAGGGUUUAUUAUUAUUAUUAUACAGAGGUAGAUACAUUGCACAUUAUCUAGGUUUGUUGUAGGUGACUUAUAAAACAUACCUGUCUGUGGGUGUGGUACUUCUGUUACAUCAAUACGGCUUGUAAUUGUUCUGGUGACCACCUCGCCUGGGGGACUUCCCAUAACCACCCUGCUGGUCUGCUGAUUGGACACAAACACACACAGAAAAAGCAUAAUUAUAUGAGUAAAUGAUAGUUCUAGCUCUUAGUUAAGAUAGUAGUACAUAUUCAAAAUCAAUCAUUUUUCAUUACAUAUUUCCUUUGUUGUGUUGAAUAUUUAGUAAUUUAGGAAACAGAAAACAAUGAAUAAAGGUAAUGCGUUUUUAACAAUA